This is a messenger RNA of Brassica napus (rape), 580 nucleotides long. Its product is annotated as mini-chromosome maintenance complex-binding protein-like. Bases 55 to 438 code for a protein of 127 amino acids. Gene Ontology annotation, molecular function: chromatin binding. The transcript has 2 exons. The record is from RefSeq and is a predicted model, not a curated record. NCBI's taxonomy places the organism in Eukaryota, Viridiplantae, Streptophyta, Magnoliopsida, Brassicales, Brassicaceae. Gene Ontology annotation, biological process: DNA-templated DNA replication.
UUAUGGAGUGUGUUGCUAUUAUUUCAGGUGGAGUAUGAUUUUCAAUAUUAUAAAAUGGAAAUGGCCACUGACGCUCAAAUGCUCAUCUUCUCCGAGGGGAAAUCGAACAUAAUGCCUGCUGAUUUGGUUGUACCGUUUCAACCUUCCCAAGUGAACUCAUUGCAAGUCAUCACACCAGAAACAGCAGAAGCUUGGAGGUGUUACUUAGCUACUUGCAAAUCGUUAUCCAACUCCAUUGGGGAGGAGUUGCAACAGGUACUGGAGAAUGAUUUGGUUGAAUUAAGGCAAACGGAUCGUAGUUUAGGCAGCCAAGACUUGAGCAGAUUGUUGACAAUGGCUCGCAUGAUGUCUGUGAGUUAUGGGGAGACCACUCUUUCGCUAGAGGACUGGCAAAUGGUGUUGGAACUAGAAAGACUAAGAAAGGAGAGGCUCAAGUAAAAAGCGCCUCUUCUGGAUUGUUUGGUAUGUUGUAAUCUCUACUGAGUUAUGAUUAAGAAGAAGAAGCGUUUCCUAUCUAUUUACUGAGCACCAAAAACGUGACCAAAGUUCAUUGGAACUCAGUUCCUACCUGAUUUCUUUU